AUGGCUCCCGAAUCGGAAUCUCACCCCGAGCCUCAGCGCUCCGCUCCCUCUGAGGCGCAAUCCAACAAGCCUGUGCCUGCUGCCGAACCAGCAAAGACCAAGGAUGUUCCAGACGGCGAGUCGGGCGCUGCAGCAGACGGCGAGCCCCGGAAGCGCAAGUUCGACGGUGGCCGAGGGGGUCGUGGAGGACGGAAUCGACGUGGUGGCGGUCGCGGAGGAAAAGGCAGCGGUCGCAAGCACGAGUUCACGCACAAGGAGGCCAACGAGCAACGUGGCGACAAGCGCGAGCGCCAAAAUGACUGGCGAGAGCGCAAGCGGCUAAAGGUCGACGAGAGCGGUAGACGCGUCGGUGCCGACGGCGAGCAGAGCUACAUGAGCAUCCAGUUCCCCAAGGAAGAGAUCGAGGCCGAGGAGCGCCGACCGAAGCGCAAGGUUGCUGUCAUGGUUGGAUACGCGGGCACGGGAUACCAUGGUCUGCAGAUCAACCACAAGGAGAAGACCAUUGAAGGAGAUUUGUUUGGCGCAUUUGUUGCGGCCAAGGCAAUCUCAAAAGUCAACGCCGACGAUCCACGAAAGUCGAGUCUGGUACGAACUGCGAGAACCGACAAGGGUGUACAUGCGGCCGGCAAUGUCAUUUCCCUAAAGCUGAUCAUUGAGGAUCCGGACAUUCUUCAAAAGAUCAACGACGCGCUGCCGCCUCAGAUCAGAGUCUGGGGUAUCCAAAGAACCAACAAUUCCUUUAGCUGCUACCAAGCCUGCGAUUCGAGAUGGUACGAGUACCUGAUGCCCAGCUAUUGCCUGCUGCCGCCUCACCCAGAGAGCUUUUUGGGCAAGAAGGUUGUCGAUUCGGUCAAGGAGCAUGGUGUUGAGGAGCAGUACAACCAGCGCUUGGCUGACGUUGCCAACUUUUGGGAGGACGUGGAGAAGAAUGAUAUCCAACCUAUUCUUGACAGCCUGGCCCCAGAUAUUCGCGAACGUGUCCAGCGAAGGAGACAUGCUGCCGAGUCCGAGAGCCAGGGCUCCAAGAUUGUCAAGAUCGACGAACCUGCCGAGGAUGACGCACAAGAUAGCACUGCUGAGAAGGCCGACACGGAAACACAACCUGCGGAUGACACAACAACAAAGGACACCGAUGUUGUCAUGACCACGUUGGACCAAGAUAAUGUGACUAGUGAGACAACCGCAGCAGAUGAAGCCGAUGCUACUUCGACGCAACCCUCAGAGCCGAAGGAAAUGAAGGAGUCAAAAGAGCCUAAUCCUGUGGAUGUCGCCCUCAAGAGGAUCAAGGCCGCUUACGUGGCAGCGAAGCGCCGAUACCGCAUCACCCCAGAACGCCUGAACCAGCUCCAGGAAGCUCUGAACCAGUACCUGGGAACGAAGAAUUACCACAACUACACGGUGCAGAAGAAUGCUACAGACCCGUCUGCCAAGCGUACCAUUAAAUCUUUUGUUGUAAACCCCGAACCAGUUCAGAUCAACGAUACACAAUGGCUCUCUCUCAAGGUCCACGGCCAAUCCUUCAUGAUGCACCAAAUCCGCAAGAUGGUCGGCAUGGCGGUGCUUGUGGUUCGCUGCGGAACAGACAUGGAGCGCAUCUCUCAAACGUACCGUGACGACAAAAUCAGUAUCCCAAAGGCUCCCAGUCUGGGACUUUUACUGGAGCGCCCCGUUUUCCACAACUACAAUCAAAGAGCCCAGGAUAGCUUUGAGCGACCUGCGAUCGACUUUGGCAACUACGAAAAGGAGAUCCAGCAGUUCAAAAACGAGCACAUCUACCAGCGCAUUUUUGACCUUGAGGAAAAGGAGAACUCAUUCCAUACUUUCUUCCACCAGAUCGACCACUUCAAAUCUGAUUACUUCUUGUGGGUAACUGCCGGUGGUAUUCCAGCUGCCCGCAAGCGCACUGGGCAGGGUGACGAUAUGCCCGAGCCUCUGAAGGCUGAGCUGGGCGACGACGAAAGUGAAGACGUCGAGGGUGGUGAAGGUUAA
Molecule: messenger RNA, 1989 nt
Organism: Pestalotiopsis fici W106-1
Lineage: Eukaryota; Fungi; Ascomycota; Sordariomycetes; Amphisphaeriales; Sporocadaceae
Exons: 3
Coding region: 1-1989 (662 amino acids)
Biological process (GO): mRNA pseudouridine synthesis; tRNA pseudouridine synthesis
Cellular component (GO): nucleus
Molecular function (GO): RNA binding; pseudouridine synthase activity
Source: RefSeq, a predicted model, not a curated record